AUGUCUGUGUUGCUACUGUUCAAACUGUCGUCUAUACUACUGGCCACCACUUCAGGGAAAUGGCGUUACGCCAUUUUGUUUUUUGACUGCAUAUUUGUUGUUGGGGCGUACUUCUCUAUAGACCUACCGAGUUCCUUACAAGUAGAGUUUGUGUUGGAUGAGCAAAUGCGUUGCCAUGCAAAUGAAAGCAUGAUAACCAGUUCGUGCUGCAAUAUAUGCCUUGGCUUGGGCUCGAGACGUUACAACUUAUUCCACGCUUUGCUCUAUUGGACAUCCUCCGUCUUAUCCCUGUUUUCUGGAUGGGCCAUCGACAGAAUAGGCAAUAGAGUGUCCGCAGUGUUGUUCAUCAUUUUGACCUCUCUUGGAUGUAAUCUGUUUGCUAUUGCUGGAAGUCCACUCCUUCGAAACACUUCGAUAAUGUUCCCCUUAAUGCUAUUUGGGCGGAUGCUGCUUGGAUUUGGAAAUGGACCAUUGCGAAUUGUCCAGGACCGAGUGGUAUCUCAUUGGUUCGCCGGUGAUUCCUUCGUACCUCUUAGUUUUAUCACAUUAACACGACGGGGUGGAGCACUGCUGAAUUUCCUAACGACGGCCAACAUAUCCGUUCAUUUCAGCUUCACUUGGUCGCUUUGGGUCGGGGCAAUUAUUUGUUCAUCCGGUAUCGUCGCUGCAUUAGUGAUGGGCUUCUUGGACUUUCAUGGUACAAAACAACUCGACGCCGAGUCUAAAAUCCGCCUGGCGAGUCGUGCUAUUAAAAUAUCUGACAUUACCAACAUCCCAAAGACAUUCUGGAUUCACGUGGCGAUGAUUACAUUUCAUAGCGGGACAUUCGUCGUUUUCGUUGCUAAUGGAUCAGAGUACAUCCAGUUAAGGUAUGGGUAUAGUAAAGUGUUUGCAUCCUAUGUGACCGGCGCAACAUACAUAGGACCCGUGUUUCUUGGACCCUUCGUAGCAUUAUUACUGAAAAAGAUAGAUUGCAAUGGUCUAGUAGCCAUGACCAUCACAACGUUUUGUAUUCCUGUAUAUCUACUGCUUGCCUAUUGCCCAGCAAUACCCCCAGUCAUACUGACCGUGAUCAUUGGUGUGGUAUACUCUUUUGAUGUUAUCAUUAUGUGGAAGGUAACUAUCGACAUGCUACCCCAAGCUGUUUUUGGGACUGCAGCGGGUAUAGCCAUGUUUGCAAUGCGACUCAUUAUUGGUCUUAUGAACUUAGCUGUGGGUUCUAUCAUAGAGAGUACGCGUGAACACUAUCGACAAGAAGAUAUCUACGCCUACCAGAAUGCUCUUUUGCUUAUGACGGCUACAUCCAUAAUGUCGGUAUUAUGUGGGAUAUUGCUCAAUAUACUGGAUAUACGAAAUGGUGAUGGUGUCAACAAACGUUUUGUCAAGAUUAAGCCUGUGGAAAUAUCUGAUACAACAGAGCUCGUUGGCAAUGACAACCUAAACAAGCAAUACAGUCGUAACAUUGAAAACUAAUAUUGUAAAAAUGUGUAUUUGUAUUAUACAUUCCAUACAACAUUUGUUAUAAAACGUCAAAAACUAAGUAUUAAGUGUUCAUAAGAAUAACAUAUUCAAGUGAUAUUAUCGUUUAUCAAUAUGUUAAAGAUAAAAUCUGAGUAUGUAUGCUGGAAACAAUGUAAUACGAUAUGUAAUUUCCGUUAUUCAAGUGGUUUUUUAAAAAAUAUAUUCUGUUAACAUUGCUUGACUAGCAGUUAAUCCAAUGUAAGAAUCGUCUGAAGUAAGCGAGAAAGGUUUUGCAGAGUGUGCACGUUGCGAUGACGGCGCCACUUUGUGAAUGUUUUGACGAUUGUGACCUCUUUAACUGAACGGGGCGGGGCUACUUUAUUGUGCAUUCCGUUGUGUAUUUAAAGUGUAUUUGUAAUAUUCGAUCGUUGAAAGUAUUGGAUUUUGGAUCAUUACGAAAGAGUUGUAGAUGCAAAUAAUAUGAAAUAUAAGCAUUUAAAUGUGAACUUAAUACGUAUUUCUCAUUCGAGAGUCAAUGAAGGUCGGAGUACGCCGGGAACGUAUGUUGCGUAUGUUGAUGUUAGCGUUAUUAGAUAGCCGUAGGGAUUCAGUUGGAAGAUGGGAAUAGGUUGCAAUCUAUAGGAUAUUGUUGGGUUUUGUUACGCUGCUGUCAUCUACUACACCUUUGGAUCGUUUAAUAACCGUUAUAGCUGUCAGUAUGCCGAUAGGUUAAAGGGAAACAACUGGUAGGUUAGGAUGGGAAUGAGCAGGUUGUUUAAUUAAUGUUUUAUAGGGUAUUAAAUAGCGUUUGGUGAUUUUUCAAUAAUUAUAAUAUUAUAGGGAUUAGUGAUGACAAUACUUUUUUUCGCUCCGUCUAUACGGCAUAGAGUUGGUAUUUUAUAUAGGUCAUAAUUGCAAUAGUAUUACUAUUCGAUCAAUACUUCAGUAAGGUCAAGUGGUCUAGUGGUCAAGUGAAAGUCUACUUUAUUGUUAAUUUAUUUAUGAGAGCUUUUGGUCCGGGUCUGGAUAAGUGUUGAAUUAUGAAUUUGUCAUUUUAUUAUAUCUACUUGCUGAGUUUAAUAAAUAAAGUGUAACCGUAAAGGUGUGCGCAACUUAA
Molecule: messenger RNA, 2578 nt
Organism: Pecten maximus
Lineage: Eukaryota; Metazoa; Mollusca; Bivalvia; Pectinida; Pectinidae
Product: major facilitator superfamily domain-containing protein 1-like
Exons: 13
Coding region: 1-1473 (490 amino acids)
Biological process (GO): transmembrane transport
Molecular function (GO): transmembrane transporter activity
Source: RefSeq, a predicted model, not a curated record